AGACCAAGUUCUACCUCACAGGAUUGCAACACUUUAACCUCGUCACCGAUCAUCGCCCUCUAGUUCCCAUCCUAAACAGCUACUCCCUUGACGCUAUAGAGAAUCCACGUCUACAACGCCUCAAGGAGAAGAUCGCCCCGUACAUCUUCACAGCUGUAUGGCGCCCGGGCAAGGAGUUGUGUAUCCCGGACGCUCUAUCUCGCUUUCCUGUUGGCUACCCAACGCAGGCUGACGAAGUCCUUGGCACUGAUACCGGCUUCCAAGUUAGGAGUAUCGCUACACUACGUGCGAUGGAGUCUCUUGCUCCGUUGGUGCCUCCUUAUGUUGCAGAAGCGCCUCCUGGCAGUGACCUUGCCCUUGAGGAGCUUCGUAAGGUGGCAACCGAGGACCCCGAGUACGUCCAGCUCCUUCAUUUUGUGAAGAACGGAUUCCCUAUGGACAGGUACGCCCUCCCCAACGUGCUCCGCCCGUACUGGAAGUUACGGGAGGACCUCUACUGUGAUGAGGAUCUCGUCCUGUACGGUGCACGAGUGUUGGUGCCUACAGCUCUACGUCGCCGUGUCUUGGCCCGCCUGCACGACAGCCAUCGUGGUGUCGAAGCCACCAAGCGCCGUGCUAGGCAGGCUGUGUUCUGGCCAGGCGUGGAUGCUGACAUUGCCAACACUGUUCGAGCAUGUGAGCCGUGCCAGAUUCUGCAGCCCAGUCAACAGCAAGAACCAAGACUCUGUGAUGACAACCCAACUCGACCAUUCGAGUCCAUUUCUGCUGAUUACUUCUCAGUUGCAGGGAAGGCUUUCUUAGUCAUUGCAGAUCGUCUUUCCGGCUGGCCUGUUGUCGUGUCCUGUGGCGCUGAUACGACGUCUGCUGCCACCAUUCGCCAUUUCCGCCGCCUCUUCAGGGACCUGGGUGUUCCUGUACGCCUGCGCACGGACGGUGGCCCACAGUUCGCCAGCCGGGAGUUUUCUACGUUCCUCGAGCGCUGGGGAGUUCGUCACGACACAUCGACGCCCCAUUACCCACAGUCUAACGGCCAUGCCGAGUCUGCAGUGAAGGCCGUGAAGCACUUCAUCCAGAAGGUGGCACCGUCUGGCAAUAUAGACUGUGAGGCGUUCGACAGGGGACUCCUGGAGCUUCGGAACACCCCCAACCAGACGGGUCGCUCUCCAGCUCAAGUCCUGUAUGGUCGCCCUUUACGCUCUUGCGUCCCCGCACAUGCCAGUGCCUUCCAGAAACAGUGGCAGGCCAGGGACGAGAGUUGCGACCGUCGAGCUGCUGCCCGUCUCCGUGAUGCCACACGUCGUUACGACGCUCACGGUCGGCCUCUUCCACCCCUGCAGCUAGGUGACGUGGUUCGGAUCCAGGACCCGACUACGCAGCGGUGGGACAAGGUUGGCACCAUCAUGGGCGUUGGCAGGUCACGGGAUUACCUGCUCAAGAUGCCCAGUGGCCGAGUGUGGUGGAGGAACAGGCGCUUCCUCCGCCCUGCUCCAUCCCUAAACGCUUCUUCUACGAUGGAGGACGCCACUGCUCCCUUGGCGGCACCUGAUACGGUGGUGCCCCGCAGGUCGCCACGCCUCCAGGAGAAGGCGUCCGCAGCUGCAGUCGCUCGAGUCCCGGUGGACUUCUGA
Molecule: messenger RNA, 1628 nt
Organism: Portunus trituberculatus (swimming crab)
Lineage: Eukaryota; Metazoa; Arthropoda; Malacostraca; Decapoda; Portunidae
Exons: 1
Coding region: 291-1628 (445 amino acids)
Biological process (GO): DNA integration
Molecular function (GO): nucleic acid binding
Source: RefSeq, a predicted model, not a curated record